GUUACGUGACGCACGACUUCCAGCUGAAUUGUUCAGCAGCCGCAACAUCGAUCACAAUCGUCUUAAGUUUACCCAAAGUGAAGUUGUUUAAUAUUCUAAAAAAAAUAACAAUUGGACAAUGAAUGAUGAUAAUGGCAAAUCAUGCUUUGAAGCUAAUGCCGAGCUGGGCGCAACUUCAAAUGUCUCUAAUGACUGUUCCGACGGAGCCGUUUGGUCUCUUAAUAAAUUUCGAAAGAAAAAGGUAAUCGUAGCCGAAAUGGUUACUCAUCGCUAUGCCGAGGAGUAUAAAAUGUGUCAUAAGCACCGUGGCCUGGCGCUGAUCUUUAGCCAUGAGCUAUUCAAUAAGAGAGGAUUGGCAUCAAAGCCCGAAACGAGUGUGGACACCAAAAAUCUCGAACGUGUGCUCAAGCACUUGGAUUUUCAUGUAACGAUUCAUAAAGAUUUGCACUACAAGGAAGUUAUGAAAGUGAUAGCCAGUGCUGUUGCACAAAACCAUAGAGAACACGAUUGCAUCCUGGUGGCUCUACUAACGCAUGGCGACAAUGGCGUGGUCUAUGCCAAGGACAAGUUAUACGAGCUGGACGCAAUCUGGGAAGCGUUUAGUGCGGACAAAUGUCCCUCGCUGGCGGGCAAGCCAAAGAUAUUUAUCAUUCAGGCCUGCCGGGGCAAGCGCAGGGAUCCCGGCCAUAUCCGACAGUCUGUGAGACACACCGAAACGGACAGUGAUUCCAGUUGCAACUAUAAGAUUCCCAAAUAUGCCGAUUUCCUGAUUGCGUUCUGCACAGUGCCUCAAUAUUGUUCCUGGAGUAAUUCAGUGCAGGGCAGCUGGUUUAUACACAGUCUCUGCGACGAACUGGAGGCCCAUGGCAGGCGUCUGGACAUGCUCAACCUGCUCACAUUCGUUGCCCAGCGCGUGGCCAACUGCGAGUCCUCUGACGAGCAGCAUAAACAAAUCACCUGCACCAUGUCUACUCUAACGCGAAUUUUGCGAUUUGGGGACAGCCUAAGGGAUCGACUUUAAAUAAAUACAAGAAGAUACUUGUCUACAAGUGCUGUUACUCAAAAA
Messenger RNA from Drosophila virilis, 1066 nucleotides. Its product is annotated as caspase. NCBI's taxonomy places the organism in Eukaryota, Metazoa, Arthropoda, Insecta, Diptera, Drosophilidae. The record is from RefSeq and is a predicted model, not a curated record. Gene Ontology annotation, cellular component: cytoplasm. Gene Ontology annotation, biological process: proteolysis; positive regulation of neuron apoptotic process; apoptotic process.